Molecule: messenger RNA, 1688 nt
Organism: Anguilla rostrata (American eel)
Lineage: Eukaryota; Metazoa; Chordata; Actinopteri; Anguilliformes; Anguillidae
Product: YY1-associated factor 2
Exons: 4
Coding region: 143-685 (180 amino acids)
Biological process (GO): positive regulation of DNA-templated transcription
Cellular component (GO): nucleus
Molecular function (GO): DNA binding; transcription coregulator activity
Source: RefSeq, a predicted model, not a curated record
AGAUUGAUUGGAUGGAUUGCACCAUGUGACCAACCGACUGGAGUUUCCACGACAGCUGGAAGCUGUGAGAUCUCGGCGCUUCGCUCGUUUUAAAAAAAUCAAAAUUGUGUUCAUAUUUCAAUUGAAACAGAGUUUCGGAAGGAUGGGAGACAAAAAGAGUCCGACAAGGCCGAAGCGGCAACCCAAGCCCUCUUCUGACGAAGGAUACUGGGACUGUAGCGUUUGCACAUUUAGGAACAGCGCCGAGGCAUUCAAGUGCAUGAUGUGCGAUGUCAGAAAGGGAACGUCAACACGGAAACCGCGUCCAGUUUCCCAGUUGGUCGCACAGCAAGUAACCCAGCAGUUUGCCUCCCCCACACAACCAAAGAAAGAAAAAAAAGACAAAACGGAUAAAGACAAGAACGAAAAGGAGCCCGCAAUCAAAAAGAACAGCCACAAAAAGAUGAGGCCGCGGUUAAAAAACGUGGACAGGAGCAGCGCGCAGCACCUGGAGGUGACGGUCGGAGACCUGACCGUUAUUAUCACGGACUUUAAAGAGAAGGCGAAGGCCACGCCCACAUCCAGCGCCGCCUCCGCGGACCAGCACAGCCAAAGCGGAUCCAGCUCCGACAACACCGAGCGGGGGAUCUCCCGGUCGUCCUCUCCCCGAGGGGAGGGCUCGUCGGUCAACGGAGAAUCCCACUAAAAGACCCCGCCCCUUCCCUUCCCCAAGCCCCUCCCCCUUCCGCACCCCUGGUCAAAAUUUGUCAUUGCUGAACAUGCACAAGUCGUAGAAACUUAUGCCAAGUUAUACCACAGGUCCCGUUUUGGGGGGUGAGGUUACCAUCACAUUUAUUCUCAUCACACACAGGCCUUGUGGUUGGCAUUUUGGAGGUCUUCCAGAAUGUUUUCUGUACCUGGUCAGUUGUUUCCCCCCACCCCCCCUCCCAGUGAGAAUUGUUAGCCAUGAAAAUCAUUUUUUAAAGUCAAUAUUGUAAAAUGUUUUUUUCCCUUUUCUCCAUCCUUGAUACCAUACACAAAAAAGAGAAAAAACAUAUUGUACUUUAUUCCCCCAAAUGGUACCGACUGUACUUUAUAGCACCAUUUGAAUGUGGUAGUAUUUGACAUUAAAUCAGUGUUAUAUUGUCAAUAAACACAACUCCAUGCAUUUCUAUCCCUUUCAAAUAUGAACUAUAUUGUGGCAUGAAAUGGACCAGAGUUUUAAACAAGUGUUUAAGUUGAAAUAUGCAUUGCAGGAGAACAUGUGAAGCGGCUAUCUCUCUUAUGUGUACAUUGGCAUUGAUGAAUCUAACUGUGAUAGCAACAGAGCUUUUCUCGAUGACUUAUUGCACCUGCUGGUACUUGGUGUGGUUUCAUGAGAAAAUAUUCUUUAAUGGAAAAAAGUUUGUAUUAUGUUUUUUUUUCUUUUUUUUGCCAACGGUUUACAGCACGUUAUUAUAGAUCAUAUCACUGUUAUGUUUCUGGAUAUACCAAGCAGUGCUGUUAUAUGUGUAUGAGCAUCUACGUUAAUUACAUUGUUUUACUGUCAGAAAAAGUUUAUUAGUAAAAGAAUGAAAUUAUGAAAUUGUUGUUAAGAGGUCAGACCUGCUCUUCAUUCAUUUUAUAGAUGCUAGCUUAUCAUUAACAGUGGUUUAUAAUAUAGAAAAUGAUCACAAAAUAAAAUUAAAGUUAUAGACUCCUUCAUAAAA